CUCCCUUUUGUCUCUUUCUUUCUUUCUGAAUGAAAUCAGUCUUUUUUUGCGUAUUUUUCAGCAAAUCUAUACACAAAUACACAAGAACUGUAUAAUCGCUCUUUCUUCUGUCUUUUGCUAUCCAUUUUUAAAUCUUUAAUAAAAAUUGAAACAAUUGCUCAAUAAUUUAUAUUUUUUGUUAUAAAAUUUAAUAACACUGUCCAUCAUACCUAUUCUUAUUGUAAACUAUUGUUUUGGUACCUGUUCCACCACCAAGUGAACCAUCAUGUACUCGCUAUCUAAAGGACCAACUACUAAUAAGGUUUUAGUUAAAUCUCGGCGAAGUCUGCCUCCUAGGAUGGAUGCUUUUGAGAAUCGCGGCAAUAUGAAAAAUCGCCGUGAAAAUUAUCCCAUUAAUGAUAUUAGCUCCACACGGCAUGUUUAUCAUAAUUCAUCUUCCGGUAAAAAAACUUAUCAUCACCACCACUACCCACGGGAAUCAAGAAUUAUCAGUCCGCAGCACCAGGAAAUGAUCAGUUAUAUCCAUGGAAAUUGGGAAGGCGUGAUGAGGCAAUAUGAAAGCGAUGCCCAACUUCAUUCGACCAUUCCAGUAUCUAGUAAAAGACUUCCAAGAGUUGCUUACUAUAAACACAGUGAAAAUAUUUCUCACCACUCACCAAGUAAGAACUGCUUGGUAAGUCUCAAAUGCAAUAAUGUUAAUAAUACUCUCAAUUGUUUGUCACCUAGAGAUGGAGAGAUCGGGAAUCGAGACAUUUUGGGGACAAAGGAUCUUCCACCAAAACAUUCCUCACCAUCAACCCAUUACCCGACUAUGAAUCUCCCUAAAUAAGUUGACCAAUUUUUUUGCUGAUUGCGCGUAUUUAUUAAAAAUUCACAUCUCGUUGAUAAUAUUA
This is a messenger RNA of Tetranychus urticae (two-spotted spider mite), 893 nucleotides long. RefSeq lists its product as uncharacterized. The record is from RefSeq and is a predicted model, not a curated record. Lineage: Eukaryota; Metazoa; Arthropoda; Arachnida; Trombidiformes; Tetranychidae.